AUGGAGAUCGAGGGCCGGGAUUAUUUCUGGCCUCCGCCCCCGAGGCGGGAUCCCGAGGCCUGGCGCAAUCCCCGAAAGUACUGCCGCUUCCACCGGGACCACGGCCAUGAUAUAGAAGAUUGUUUCCAGCUCCGGGACGAAAUCGAGGCACUCAUCCACCGAGGAGUGCUUGACCGGUUCAUACGGAACCGGCGUGAAGAGAAAAGGCCAGCGGAGAAUACCGCACAGCCCGAAAAUCCAAAUGCCAACAGACCCAUCGCCAGCACCAUUAACACCAUCCGAAGCGGAACCUCGGUCGGAGGAGUUGCAGAGGAAGGCACCACCCCGAAGCGCUUACGCGCCUCCGAAACUAUCUCGUUCUCGGACGAGGACUUGGAGGGAGUUGAAACCCCCCAUGACGAUGCUGUGGUCAUCUCCAUGGUUGUAAACAAGUUUUAUGUAAAACGUGUCCUAGUUGAUAAUGAAAGUUCGGCGAAUGUUUUGUACUUUGACGCCUAUUCUAGAAUGGGGAUGACAGAGAAGCAAUUACGGAGGAUGAACGCCCCGCUAGUCAGAUUUACUGGGGACUCGGUUCCGGUGGAGGGCGAGAUCGAUCUUCUGGUCACGGUCGGGCUCGCUCCUCGAGAAAGAACCAUGAGGAUGGAUUUCCUCGUAGUGCGUUUCCCUCGGCCUAUAACGCCAUCCUCGGACGACCAGGGCUCAAUGCUCUUCGAGCUGUGGUCUCAACCUGCCACCUACUUAUGCGGUUCCCCACCAGCCAAGGAAUCGGCGAAGUCCGUGGAGACCAAGCGGUAG
Molecule: messenger RNA, 795 nt
Organism: Phoenix dactylifera (date palm)
Lineage: Eukaryota; Viridiplantae; Streptophyta; Magnoliopsida; Arecales; Arecaceae
Source: RefSeq, a predicted model, not a curated record